Messenger RNA from Encephalitozoon intestinalis ATCC 50506, 867 nucleotides. RefSeq names its product histone acetyltransferase. NCBI's taxonomy places the organism in Eukaryota, Fungi, Microsporidia, Unikaryonidae. Gene Ontology annotation, molecular function: histone acetyltransferase activity. The record is from RefSeq and is a predicted model, not a curated record. Bases 1 to 867 code for a protein of 288 amino acids. Gene Ontology annotation, biological process: regulation of DNA-templated transcription. The transcript has a single exon.
AUGGACCUUAACGAUGGGGAGAUCGACAUGCUGAAGAAAGACCCCGAGUUCAGAGAAUACUUCGAUACCAUAAAAAGAAAAAACCAGUCCACAGAGCCUAUCCCGCCUAUGAAAUUUCAGGGAAGAAGCGUCGAGGUAACACAAGCUGUAUUUGGAGAUAACCUUUUAGACUUUCCCAACCGAGUCUGGCUGUUUUCGGAUAAAAACACAAUAUAUAUAUGUGAUAGGUGUCUGCUUCAAUGUUGGGAUUCGAUGUCCUUUGCUAGCCACAGAAGAAGCUGUUCCUUAGAAAUUCCGGGAAAGUGUAUAUAUAGCGACAGGGAAGAGGACAUAUCUGUGAUUGAGAUUGAUGGGGAGAAAGAGAGAGUCUUAUGCCAAAGAAUCUGCAUCAUUGGAAAAGCCUUUAUAAAAAGGAAGACCUUAUAUCUCGAUGUGGAUGGAUAUCUUUUCUAUGUCCUAUUUUCCGAAGGAAAAGCGACAGGGUUUUUUAGUAAGGAAAAGGAAAGCAUAGAGCAUAAUCUAUCCUGUCUUCUAAUUCUUCCUCCGUACAGGGCCAAGGGAUACGGCUCAUUGAUGGUGGAUCUAAGCUAUAUCUUGGAAGCAGGAACCCCAGAGAAACCUCUGAGUGGAAGAGGACGUGCUCUAUACAAAAGGUACUGGAGAAACAAGGUGCUGGAAACAUUACAGAACAAAAAUGGACAGGAGGUGUCUAUAAGUAAUAUAUCUGCAGAGUCAGGUCUCUCUGUAAACGAUACAAUCCAUGGCUUGGAGCUUCUGGACAUAGAUCCUGAGAGCCAUACCUAUGACGUAAUCGGCAAAGCUCCUAUACCAUCCCGAAAAUGUAAAAGAAAUUGUUUAAUUCUUUAA